UGUGUUGGCGCUCUGGCUGGCCGCUGUCGGUGUGAGGUUAUGUCCAAAACCGCCAAGGUGGGAACGCUGGUGCUAGUUGGGGGCGAGUUUGGACAUUUCCUUGUGUUCACGAUGUUAGAUUUACUUCCCUUUUUAUCAACCAUUUUACCGAUAAUAGCCUCAAGUCUUGUUAUCCUCGUCCUCUCCCUGAAUCUUUAUUUGAAAAUCAGACGCAACUUCCCAAUUAGUGUUAAUUGCUGGUUCUGCAAUUCAUGGACCAAAGUACCUUACGACGACCGAAACAGUUUUGAUUGCCCGACUUGCUCGCAAUAUAACGGUUUCACACACGACGGCGGUUACAACAAGAUUAUUCCAGAACAACAUGACGAGUUCAUGAAUCAAUCGACGAGGGUUAAAAGUCGGAAAAGCGGCGCCUCGAAUGGUUUAUGUGCUUUGUGUAAUAACAAUCAGCAGUUGAAGGUUUUCCAACUUGCUCAUUUUGUUCCCAUGAACGAGGAGAAUUAUGAUGUGGAAAUUGAGCAUUUUCAAAAACAACUGGAAAAAGCCUACAAGCUGUGCAAGAAAUGUGACAAAGUCUUGAAGAAAACCAUAAGUAAGCAAAAUGCUUGGAUAUUUGGAAACCGCGUCAAGGAUUUAUGCCACAACGGAAUCUCAAAAAUUGCAAACCAGUUUAAAAAAGAAACAAGACUUUCACUUCUGAGAAAAAUAGACGGCUGCUUAUCACUUGUGGUCGUCCUCACGAUUAUUUUAAUCACUUUAUUUGGAAUCAGAGGUUUUACGAGAACUUUAGCCAAUUAUAUGCCAACGGCCUGUUUACCUAUUUACAAAAAUAUUGUUUCUUUAGCCAACACUUCAAAACUGAUUGAAGUUAAAAUUUUCAAUUUCACAAAGAAUCUCAAAAUUGAGCCUCAUUUUGUCGUUUCUAGUGCAGGUUUUUUCUCUCAAAUAAUCAGAAUGUUUUUGAGUCAAUACAACACUAACACGAAACUAAAUCAAUUCCUUUGUUGGGUGAUUCUUUUGUUAAUAUCGUGGCUACGUUUCAACAAGACUUACACGCCUUAUAUCUUAUUUAUUGAGGCUUUCUCUUGCAUUUAUCUACUCAGCACUGCCUUUACCAAACCUGAGCCAAAGAAGCCUAUUCCGAAGCCAACCGGGAUGCGAAAACUGGUCAAAAACCUGGAAUACACCACCAGCGACGUCUCCGAUUGCAGCGACUUUGAAAAUAUUUCAGACAAGUCGAAUUCCACUAGCCUCGAUGUGCCUCUUACCACUGCCUCAGUACUUAGCUCAAGUUUUAAAACCGCCCCCGACUUGAAUAAAAGCCUAAACAAUCUGACUCUGGGCUUCAAGUCGCCGCCGCGGCCUAAGCCCGUCCUGUCGCCCCCCAAGUUCCAAACCGUCAAUUCGUGGGUGGCCGGGGGCUUCUGGCGGGAGGGCGACGGCCUGGUGUUGCCGCCGACGCAGAGGACCAACCUGAGUCGGUGCUCCAGCGAGAGUUCCGGGUUCGGGUCCCAGCACGAGGCCCCUUUCGUGCCGAAAUACUACGAAUUUGAUAGAUUUUCGCAAGUUUCCGACUCGCGUUUUAGCCCCAUUUUGUUCAGGGGGGUUUACCCCAAGCCUGCGUUCGUGCGUCUUGAUGCAUAUCAGAGGAAAAGUCCGGAGAAUUGGUCGGAGAAAAUCAACUCACAAGCCACGCAGAGCUUCCGGGAUCUGAGUCUGCGCUCGAAUUAUUGAGAUUUUUAUUUUGUGAUUUGUGUUAAGUUUGGAAAAAUCAAAAACGACAGGUUUUUAAUCACUGCCAUUGAGCUACCUCGACUUUUUGAUUUUUUACUAGGUUAAGAGCAAACGCGGUUUGAAUUUGCCGCCGAAACUGCCAAAUCAAGGCGGGGAAUUUGAAUUUAAUUGUUUGAGAUUAAGCUGUAUUUGUUUUAAAUACAUUUUUUUGAAACUU
Molecule: messenger RNA, 1951 nt
Organism: Tribolium madens (black flour beetle)
Lineage: Eukaryota; Metazoa; Arthropoda; Insecta; Coleoptera; Tenebrionidae
Exons: 5
Coding region: 40-1734 (564 amino acids)
Biological process (GO): nuclear migration along microtubule
Cellular component (GO): nuclear membrane
Molecular function (GO): lamin binding; actin filament binding
Source: RefSeq, a predicted model, not a curated record